CAGUAAAAUACCGUUAAUUUACGGUGAAAUCUUUUAGAGUGUAGUAACCUUCUUGUUUUCUGAUUAUGUUCUGCACAAUAGACUUCAUCAGCAACUGCUGCCAUACGUUGAUGUAACCACGGCCAAUCUCCACUACUUCUUAUUUUUAAUCAGGCAACGGUGUGAGUGCACCACUCCUGUAGCCAGUUUUGUAGUAUAACAUGGCUCCAGUGAAGCCCAGCAGGACUCCCCCUUCCCCUCAUGACUGUGUGUAAAGCCGUGGGAGAGGACUGGGAACAUUAAUCCCUUCAAAGGAACAGAUCUAAUUCAAAAUCUGCCGCUCCAAACUAGUUGAGAGGACAGUGAUUGUUUCUUCGGGGAAGCAAAGAUCAGAGAGUUGAUAUAGAAAACUACAACUUCGACCGCUCUCAUACAAAAGUUUGAAUUUUAUCUUUAGAAAACUGCAUACAUUUAAUGUUCCGCAAAAAAAUCAGGACAAAAUAUGUUGUUGUAUUCCAGUUUAGACUUUGUGGUAAAGUUUGGUUUGGAUGCUUCAGUGCACGAGAUCAUUGUGCUCGACUUCCUCUCAAGACCCAAUGAAAUGACAACUGUGUGAGGAAACAUAAUUGAGACAUCCCCAUUUCAAGUGCUGCUUUUGUCACCUGAUUUAAAACAGAGGUUUCCCCUUUGUACCGUGUUAAGUAACGUGUUAUAAUUUGAAUUAGCUGAUGGGAAUUUACCCCAAGGCUAUAAGCUUACAACAGAGACAAAAAACUAAAUUAGGAAUAAGGUUUUGAUAGAACAAAUGAUUGAAACGAGUGAGGGAGAAUUAGGUUUUUAAAUAAUUCAGACAGGGUAUAAUUAAGCGUUUAAUGCUGUGUUGUAGUUCAAAGGGACAACAAAGGCAAUUUAAUUCAAAUUAGAAAUGUAAAGGAGACGCAGAUUGUUGGGAGAUGAGAACUUUGUGUUGAGUCACUCGAUUUGGUCUCUUUCCUCCAUCAAACAGUCAGGCAACGCUCUCAGAGAUCUCCAGAGAUAACAAUGUCACAUUGUCACGUAGGGUUCUGCUACAAAUCCUUAAUUACAAAAAGAGGAUCAGAUGACUACAGCAUCCAAUACCGGGGUCUCCAGGCGGCGUGGGGGUCUUUGAUCAAGAAAAUCCAAUUAUUUGUGUAUAUACAUUUCCCACAUAGUGAUUACUUCAUUAAUUGUCCCGCCUUUAUCUCCUCCCUUCCCAUCCCCCCUAAUAAUCAGCUCCUUUAUCCAGACCAACAAACACACCAUAGGAGCUUUGUGGAUUCAAAGGAUUUGCUUUCCCCUCUCAAAGAGCCGCCAUUCUUUGAUGAUUGGGCAGCGGCGAACUUCAAAGUAAUAAAUCUUAGUUGUGACUGGCUGGCGGCCCACCAAAGUCCUUAUCAAAUCCUAAGAAGUGAUCCCUCGCGCUCCAGAUACACCGAGGAGAUCUCGGAGAGAGGAAGCACCGCAGAGCGGAGACCUGCUCGACGCGAUAUUUCACGGCGAAUGCGCGUAUUUAUCUAAAUUAGUGCUUUUUUUUAAUAUAUAUUUAGUAUUUUGUAUUCGGAGCCGAGAGGGAGGAGGAGGUUUUUCACCAUGGCAGCAGUGGCCGUACUGCGCAAUGAGACACUCCAGGCUUUUCUCCAGGAUCGCACCCCGAACUCCUCUCCAGAGAACUGCAAGCACUCUCCGCUGGCUCUCCUGGCCGCCACUUGUAACCGGAUCGGGCAUCACCACGGAUCGAACCCCGCCGAUUUCCUCCAGGUCCCUUACGACCCGACCCUGGGCUCCCCUUCGCGUUUAUUUCACCCGUGGACUAACGAGGGGACGCCUCAGAGCAGCCUGGCCGGAAACUCCACGUUCGGACUAUCGUCCAAGCCCCAGCUGUCCGCGCACAUCCAGAGCUCCUUCAGCUCGCACCACGAACUGCCCCUCACCCCCCCGGCGGACCCCUCGUACCCCUAUGACUUCUCCCCCGUGAAGAUGUUGCCCUGCUCCAUGCAGUCUCUGCAGUCCUCCUGCCCCCCCACGUACGUCCCCGCCGUCAGUUACGCGGCCCCGGCUCCCAUCCCGUCCGCCAUGCCAAGUUUUCACGGGACCCUCCGGCCUCGUGCACCACCACCACCACCACCACCACCAGCAGCAAGACAGUUGUCCCCGAACCCCGGGGAGGACAUCCCGUGGUGGAGCCUCCAGCAGGGGAACCACGUCGCCCACUCUUCCUCCCUCGGCCCGCACCGCUUCCAGCUGCAGCGGGGCUUGGUUCUGGGCCACACGGACUUCGCGCAAUACCAGACGCAGAUCGCGGCUCUGCUGCACACCAAGUCCCCCCUCGCCACCGCGCGCCGCUGCAGGAGGUGCCGGUGCCCCAACUGCCAGUCGUCCACGUCCAGCGACGAGCCCGGCAAGAAGAAGCAGCACAUUUGCCACAUACCGGGCUGCGGGAAGGUUUACGGGAAGACGUCGCACCUGAAGGCGCACCUGCGGUGGCACUCCGGCGAGCGGCCGUUCGUGUGCAACUGGCUCUUCUGCGGCAAAAGUUUCACCAGGUCGGACGAGCUGCAGAGACACCUGAGGACUCACACGGGGGAGAAGCGCUUCGUUUGCCCGGACUGCUGCAAGAGGUUCAUGAGGAGCGACCACUUGGCGAAACACGUCAAAACUCACCAGAACAAAAAAAACAAGUGCCACGACAAGACGCUGGACCACGUCAAGAGGGAGGACACGAGGAAUAUGUUGUAACACGCGUUGUGGUCACGUCGAAGCAGUAGGAAUCACUAGUGCAAUACAGGCGGUUGCCCACGUUAGUUUUAAGUGCUCAGUGAGCUGCAUUCUUAGUGGGGAUGUUUUGUUUAUUCCGUUGAUAUUCACACACCUUGAGGAUUAGUCUCUGCCAUCGCUGGUCUGUGUAGCACAUUUUUUGUAUAUAUAUAAAUAUAUAUAUAAAGUUUCAUAAGUUAAUUUGGGACCACGGAGAAGGUAAAGCUCAUAGGUGUGAAUUCACUGUCUAUAUCAUGUCAUGGAAGACAAGUUUUCAAGUUUUGGCCAUUGUCUUCGGCGGAAGAUCUCACUCCGCUGUAAAUUAUAUUUAAUAGCUUUUGUUGACUGAAAGUGUCAGUUUUUCGCUCCAUAAGGGGUGUUUUUAAGCAUGCUCUUGAAAAGAUCUGCUAUUGUUGAUAUGACCCAAAUACUGUGUGAGAAUAAAGAUUAUAACAUUUUCCUGAACUCUAAA
Messenger RNA from Gasterosteus aculeatus aculeatus (three-spined stickleback), 3226 nucleotides. It is a transcript of the gene sp5a, whose product is annotated as Sp5 transcription factor a. Gene Ontology annotation, biological process: regulation of transcription by RNA polymerase II. Gene Ontology annotation, molecular function: RNA polymerase II cis-regulatory region sequence-specific DNA binding; DNA-binding transcription factor activity, RNA polymerase II-specific. Lineage: Eukaryota; Metazoa; Chordata; Actinopteri; Perciformes; Gasterosteidae. The record is from RefSeq and is a predicted model, not a curated record.